GAAGUGGUGUGUAUAUGCGCCGUUUCAGCUCCUGCUGGUUUUCUGGCUCCGUGGAGCGAUAGAGCCCGGUGUUGAGCAGCAGCUGCAGCUCAGUGCGCCGUGCGGAGAUGGAGGAAGAGCUGGCCGCCGCUCAGCUCCUGUAACCCGGACAGGAGAGCAUCGGACGAGCCGGUGGGGAGGGGCGGGGAUGGGGGCUGACUAACCAUGGCUGAUACCACCGACUGAACAUCCUCACUGGAAACCACCGGGAUCGACUCGGAGAUCCGAUGAAAGCAGCCCUGUGUUGAGCCUCUCCUCGGUGGGUUGGCAUGGCCCAGUGAUGAACGGAGCGGUGCUGCCCGGUAGCCCGGAGCUUUCCUCCUCGUGCCCGCUGCCUGACUGGAGAGAGUUCUGCGAGCUCCACGCCAGAGCCUCGGCCGCCGACUUCGCCGACAAGUUCCAGCGCUUCUUGUCGGAGAACCCGUGCUACGACUCGCCCGGCGCCGAUGCCAGCUUCUCGCAGCACUUCGCCAACCACUUUCUUGAGUGCUUCUCUGCGGCGCUGACCCAGGCCAAGGAGAAACAGGCGUCCUCUCCGGGGGAGGACGGCUGCAACGCUGCGACCAAGUACAGCAUCGUCCCUUUCCUGGGAAUCCAGGGUUGCCCGCUGACCUACGGUCACGACCUCUACCAGAGGCGCAAAGACACUGGGGCUUCGAGUGAGUCUCUGGACAGCAUGGACAGCGGAGGCGGAGGGAUGGACGGGGGAGGCGGUGGCGGCAGCACCUCCUCCAGGGGUCCGCAGAACCACAAGAUGUCCGUCCUGGGACAGUCCCGCAGCUCAGAGGACGUGUCUGUCAACCACCCGAAGGCUCGCUUCAAGAAAGGCUUCUCCCUGAGGAACAUGAGUCUGUGUGUCGUGGACGGGGUGAAGGAGAUGUGGCACAGACGGGCCUCCCCCGAGCCUGACGCCCCCUCGGGAGCCAGGAGGGCCAACGGGGCGGGAGGCGAGGCGGGAGGGGGCGAGAAGUGGUCCCAGAAACUGAGGCUCCCCCGGAGUUCCCAGGGCCACAAGGCCGAGCUGCUGGAGAUCCAGAGGGAGGGGGCGCUGAGGUACAUGGUGGCCGACGACACGAACUGUAUGGGCGCCGCGCAGUGGCAGAAGUGCCGCCUGCUGCUCAGGAAGACCAAGCGGGAGGACGGAGGGGAGAAGUUCCUGCUGGAGUUCUACGUCCCUCCAAAGUGCUCAAAGCCUAAAGUCAGCAUCCCUCUCUCGGCGAUCGUGGAGGUGAGGACCACCAUGCCGCUGGAGAUGCCCGACAAGGACAACACUUUUGUUCUGAAGGUGGAGAAUGGGGGGGAGUACAUCCUGGAAACCAUCGACUCUCUGCAGAAAAACUCCUGGGUUGCUGAUAUCCAGGACUGCAUAGACCCCGGAGACAGCGGCGAUGACAUCGAGCUGGCGUCAUGUCCUCACGGUCAGGCCUCCAAAGACUGCUCCAUGGUGGCCUCUUGCAGCUGCGAGCUGCUUUCCGAGGGUGUGUAUCGUGCUCCAGAGAGGUCCUGUCCCACAGCAGCAGACCAUUACAGCGCCCCCUCAGUUCGAUGUAGGGAGCCUCCCUUCACUCAGCACCCUUCACACAUGCCUUUAGAGCGCUUCCUGCAGUCCCCAGAGGCCCAGAGCUCCAACGCAUCUGCAGGUGGUGGCGAAGGAACGAAGGAGCCAGAGGGCGAUGCCAGUUUGGCAGGCUACCCCUGGUUUCACGGCACUCUGUCUCGUGUUCGAGCGGCUCAGCUGGUGCUUGCGGGCGGAGCCAGGAGUCACGGGCUCUUUGUGAUUCGUCAGAGCGAGACGCGGCCGGGCGAGUACGUCCUCACCUUCAACUUCCAGGGCAAAGCCAAGCAUUUACGUUUGUCCGUUAACGAGAACGGCCAGUGCCACGUCCACCACUUGUGGUUCCACACUGUAACGGACAUGCUGAGACACUUCCAUGCCCACCCGAUCCCCCUGGAGUCUGGCGGAUCGGCUGACAUCACGUUACGCUCCUAUGUGCAGGUUCAGCGAAGCUCCGCUGCAGAUGCGACCGUGCCUACGGUUUUCACUCCUCCUCGGGAUGCAUCCUGCAGAACGGAUCCCGUCCAGCCGGCCCUUCACCCGCCCGGAACCGCAGCUCCUGCGGGGCCUUCGUCAGACGGGCCCCUGUCCUCCAGCACCUCGUCCUCACCCACUGCCCUGCCGUCACUCUCCCGGAGUGACCCCGGUACGGGGCUGGGCGGCGGCGGCCUGCAGAGCCGGAGCAACAGCUCCGAGCGCCUGUUGGAGGCGUCGAGCGGAGCGUCCGAGGAUUACCAUGACGCCGACGGGACCCGCAGGGCCCGCGCCGUGGAAAACCAGUACUCCUUCUACUAAGCAACCCUCCUAAAAAAAAAAACAAAACAAAAGAAAAACAGCGUUUGGCUUGUUUACGUCCUGAAAACACAAGGUGUCAAGGACAACUCCGCACAUUUAAAGAAACAACAACAACAAAACCCUGAUCCAAAUCACUCCUCAUUUCCUCUGUUUAUUUUUGUUCCAGGGAAAUUUCCUGGGAAGUAAAUGAUGCCAAAUGGCGUGUCCGUGCUAACAAAUUCCCCUUUUUGCUUAAUAUCAAGGACGUGGGUAACGGACACCGAACAAGAGGUUAAGAUGCACAAAAAUAAAUAAAUAGAAAAACUUGAAGGUGUGGAUGAUUGCAGGCAGAUGGAGCCAUAUGGUUUUGAUUCACUUCCUCUGUCCGUUUCCUCCUCGGACUUACCCACAUUUCCCCAGGAGCGGAGCCGGUGUGGCCGCCCUGCCAGAGGACUGAGAGUCUGAAAUGACCCUGCAGAAACCCCCCGCCUCCCUCGCUCAGCUCCUUGGAGCAUCCUGUUAAUGUUUGUAAAGCUGCUUUGAAUCUGUCCCGGAUAUCCUCGCUGUCCCCCGAGGAUUUUCUCUUCAGAGUCCGGCUCCGGGUCUUUACACUAACACUGGGACAGCUAGCGCAUGUGUUUGUGUUAGCUGAGGGGUAUUUUUCCUAAACCUGAACAGCCUGAGGGGGUCUUGGUGCCUGACGGUUAGCCUGAACUCAGAACAGACUGAAGCAGACGAGGAUGAGGAGGAGUCGGUUAACAUCCCCAAGUCUAAAAUCUAAAAUGUGAGUUUAAUCUCUGGUUAAAAUCUGCAGUGCCUUGCAAACGCACUCAUAGCCCUGGAUCUUUUCCAUGUUCGGUCACAGGGUUUUUAUGUGUUAGAUCAACACAAAAGUAAAGUAAAUUGUAAUAUGAAAGGAAAAUGAUACAUCAUUGUUUUAAUUUUUGUAAAUGAAAAAUUUAAAAAUGUGUUUCAAAUUCAAAGUCUGCCCCCUUUUACUCUGAUAAACCUAAAAAAAAAAGUCCACUGUAACCAAUAGCCCUCAGUCAACCUGCAUAAAACUUAAUCUCAGUAUAAAUCCAGCUGUUCUGCUGAGGCUUCACAGAUUAGCUGGAGUACGUUGGUGAACAAGAAGACCAAGAAAUGCAUAAAGCUUGGAACUUUAAAUCAAGAUUAGGCUAUUAAACAAUAUUCCAAGCUUUCUACUGCACCACGAUCCAUGUGAUGGAAAGAAGCAACGAAGGAGAACAAAAUUAGACUUUUUGCCCAACAUUAUACAUGAUGACGCUGAACACAUCAUCCCCAUGAGGAAACACAGUGGUAGCGGUAUGAUGCUGUGGGACAUGAAAACCUUUUUAUAUUCUGCAGAAGACUUUAAACUGGGGCAGAGGUUCACUUUCUGGGUCACAACGGAAGAGUGUGCUGUCCACCAAAUCUGACUGGAAAGAAGAAAGGACAAAAAAAAGGUAAAUUUCUAGAUGUGCCUCAGCAGAGCUGAGAACAAGCCUCACUUUACAGAUUUGUGUUUGUAAGAGAUUUUCAAAAACGUUCAUUACCUGCAAUCGUGUUCAACUCUGUGUUGAUCUGUCACGUAAAACCCCAAUUAAAAUAUACUAAAGUUUGUAUUUUAGAGUGACAAGUUGUGGGAAAAGUUAGAGGGAUAUGGCUAUUUUUGCAAGACCGGGUGUUUAAAAGUGUAAAGGUUUAUGAAAGUUUCAGCGAGGUCGCUACAUCCAGACACAAGGUCAGGUGUUUGUUUUGCUAAAAAGUUUGAGAUAGUUUCUAUGAACCGGACAGGACGGCUCCCGUGUCAGCGGGUUGUUACUAUGAAUGUGUGGUAGUGUAUUAGAGUCCAGAUAUUUUUAAUGGUGUGUGUGUGUGUGUGUGUGUGUGUGUGUGUGUGUGUGUGUGUGUGUGUGUGUGUGUGUGUGUGUGUGCUGCAGUGGUGUUUCUGAAACAUGCUUUUCCGGGUUCCUCCGUCCUAGUGGCGGUUCCGUAUUCACAUGCAUCACCAUCAAUGGUAACCUAUAGAACCUAUAGUUUAGAUACUCUGUUAACAUAAGAUUACUUUGAAAUAAUGCCUUGAGGAUAAUAUGAUUAAACCAAAUCCAGAUUUAUUUGGAGGGACUUGCAACAUGUUUUUUUGUGUGCGUGUGCGUGUGCGUGUGUGUGUGUGUGUGUGUGUGUGUGAAAGGCAGCGUUGGGGAUUGUUGUGUGCUCUGCAUGUAAGCUUGUGGGUAUUGACUGGGACAAAGUGGUCAAGGUGGCCAUGCUUGAAUAGAAACAUGGUGUUUAUGCCGUUUCAUUUGAACUGAAGUUUUAUGCAAAUUAUUUCAAGGAAAAUCUGAUUUACGUUCAAAUUACAUCACAUUCAGUUUGAAAAACGACCUCAUUUGGGUUAUUUUGCGAAUCCAAUAUGGACGAUAAAAUUAACAAAGAUUAUUGCGUCGGACAGGCAGCAGCGACGUCCAGAAACAAGUAAUUUUUUUUGUUCAGUUUGCCAAAAAGAUUAUAAAUGGCAGAAGUUUCAUGUGAAAACUGUUCUCUUAAAGUUAGCAACAGGGAAAAAAAACACAAAAAAAACGUUACUUUCAUUGGAAACACAGUUAAGUGUCUUAUCGAGUAUGGCCACCGAGCCUGGAGGGUGAUUUCGGGUGGAGCAGCUCAUGUGCCAAUACGAAUCCUAUUUUUUGAAAGCCAGUUAUUCCUUCACCCAUGUAAAUGACAUGUUUCCUAUCGAGUCUUAUUUAUGUACAACCGGUUCUUCUUUAUGAAACAGUGGAGGAAAAAAACAAAACACCCCAACCCGUCCCGCAUAUCAGCGGCCGCACUUCUUUCUGUUCUACGUAACUCUCCCACAGCUGAACUUUCUGUUGUCCGACUGAGUUUUGAAGAGUCUGUGCAAUUUUGUACAAAGUGAUGUAAUUGACAUACUACUUUAUAUUUCUGUGAAUAAAACGUGACUCUAUUGGA
Messenger RNA from Poecilia reticulata (guppy), 5341 nucleotides. RefSeq names its product SH2B adaptor protein 2 (gene sh2b2). Gene Ontology annotation, molecular function: transmembrane receptor protein tyrosine kinase adaptor activity. The record is from RefSeq and is a predicted model, not a curated record. Gene Ontology annotation, cellular component: plasma membrane. NCBI's taxonomy places the organism in Eukaryota, Metazoa, Chordata, Actinopteri, Cyprinodontiformes, Poeciliidae. Gene Ontology annotation, biological process: intracellular signal transduction; antigen receptor-mediated signaling pathway.